This is a messenger RNA of Anarrhichthys ocellatus (wolf-eel), 5653 nucleotides long. RefSeq names its product acyl-coenzyme A thioesterase 11-like. Gene Ontology annotation, cellular component: cytoplasm; cytosol. Gene Ontology annotation, molecular function: long-chain fatty acyl-CoA hydrolase activity; lipid binding. NCBI's taxonomy places the organism in Eukaryota, Metazoa, Chordata, Actinopteri, Perciformes, Anarhichadidae. Bases 1634 to 3517 code for a protein of 627 amino acids. The transcript has 17 exons. The record is from RefSeq and is a predicted model, not a curated record. Gene Ontology annotation, biological process: acyl-CoA metabolic process.
UGUGAUAGGUGACAGAGAAAAUGAAAGGAAGGAUAGUAAAGUUGUGUUGCUGAUUGGUGGAUGUGUGUCUCCCUGCAGGUACCAGCUGGUCUGACAGGAUACAAGCCUGAAGUCUUCAGCAAGUUCCUAGCCCUGUACCUGCACGGGGCCGUGUAGGUGUGUGUGUGUGUGUGUGUGUGUGAGUGUGUGUGAGUGAGAGAGAGAGAGUGUGAGACCGUCACCAGGCAAGUGUGUGUGUCUAUGAUCUAAACCAAUAUCUUACCAGACGAUAUUCUCCUUUCCUUUCAAACUGUCAAUAAACUGGUUCACAACAAUAUUACAUUGUCUGGACAAGUUGAACAGACUGAAACUACAAAACUCAUGUUAACACACUUGACUCCGUCAUCGUCUGUUCUUGCAACUGUAGGAGCUCACUCAAUAAAAUCACUUAUUUUGAAUGUGUACUUUUUUUUUUUUUUUUAGUUUUUAUGCCUUAUGGUGUACAUUGAAAAUGAACAACAUCCUUAUCAGUUCUGACAAAUGUUCCUCCUCAAAGCUGAGGAUAUAAUAACACACUAGUACUCUCAUGUGAAGAGACUGCAGUAACAGGCUCCUUUUGCAAAUAUGAGUUAUCUAAUAUGGGCAAAGUACCUAGAAGUGAUUUGAAUACCAACAUGUCUAAACAUCACAAUAGAAAGGAGAAAGUGCUCUUAAAUAUAAAUUUUGAUUAAUUAUUUACUUUUUCUUCUAAAAAUGACCAUUAUUUGGAAAAUUCACAUUAUGAUCACAAAAUGAAUAAUCUAAUACUAAGCCAAUUGCUGUGUGUUAUGUGUGUUUUCUAGUCGUGAGUCUAAGUCUUUGUUGGUAGUACAUAUUCAUGAUGCACUGCAACCUCACUCACAUUUCAAAUAUUAGACUGCAGUUUUAAUAACCUUUAAUAUAUCCCACUUGCAUCAUAAUUAUUUCACUUAGGAAUGUUUUCUAUGAAAAAUAUUUCAUGCCAGUCACGGUGAGGUCAUGUUAACAGCUGGUCUAACACGGUUAGCAUUUGAACAUGUUUAGUUAACUUAGUUAAUGAGGUUUUUAUUUUGAAAGGUAUUACUUGAACACCCUCUGCUGAUGGCGUUAUCUAGUCUAGUGUAAGGUGCUACCAACGUUUAGCUUGUGUUCAGAGAGAAGUUGGCAAAGGGAGGCCAUCCAGAAGAAGCACCACAGAAGAAAACAUAUUAACCAGACUGAGGAUUGGGCACACAAGGCUGAACAAAACAAUGCAACUAAUAAAUAAACACCCAGCAGGACUAUGUGAGCACUGCCAAAUACCAGAAUCUGUAGACCAUAUCAUUUGUCAUUGCCAGAAAUUCAGACUCGGCACAGGUUGAAGAGGAAGCUGGGAGUUGAGGAACUAAACCUAAAAGAUGCAUUAACCUUGGGGGCAGGAAAUGUACUACAAUACGUGAAAGAAACAGGAUUGAGUAAAGGAAUUUAAGUCACCGAAAUGAUAGAACUUCCUUUUUUUUUUUUUUUUUGUAAGGGGAUAGGUUACUCUAGUCCACACUCCAAUACAGUAGGUGGCGGGAAUGCACCUUUUACUGGAUGCCAUCCGCCAUAAAGCUUAAAAGAAGAAGAAGAAGAACGUUUAGUUUGACACUUCUACAUGUCGCUGUCAGCUUUGAAGAUGAGUUCCAGAGUGUCAGGUCAUCUGGAGAAAGCAGAGGAGGAGGAGGAGGAGGAGGAAGAAGAGGAAGACGAAGAAGGGAGCGUCAACCCGACAGAGGUGAAAAUGAGUCAGAUAGUGAUGCCCUGUCACAGCAACCAUCAACAGGAGCUGAGCGUGGGUCAGCUGCUCAAAUGGAUAGACUCCUCUGCCUGCCUGUCCGCUGAGCGGCAUGCUGGGUGUCCCUGCGUCACCGCCUCCAUGGAUGACAUCCACUUUGAACAUACCAUCAGCGUGGGCCAGGUGGUGAACAUCAAGGCAAAGGUCAACAGAGCCUUUAACACCAGCAUGGAGGUGGGGGUACAGGUGAGCUGUGAGGACCUGUUCCUGGAUCGGCAUUGGAGGGUUUGUCACGCCUAUGCCACCUUUGUUACCCAGCGCAAAAACACAGGACAAAAGGUGAUCUUGAAGCCUAUCGUACCCCACACUGAGAAAGAGCAGGUGGAAUACAGCGUGGCCGCUGAGAGACGGAGGGUCAGGAUGCUACACGAUGACAUCAUCAAAGAUCUACUCUCCCAUGGGUCCGUCCUGCAGGCUGACAGCUGGGCAGUAGGCAGUGCAGUGGCAGCAGAGAAGACCAAAGUGGAGAGUGUUGAACUGGUUCUACCACCACAUGCUAACCACCAGGUGAAUACAUUUGGAGGACAGAUCAUGGCCUGGAUGUUGAAUGUAGCUACAAUUGCUGCCAGUCGUCUCUCUCAGGCUCACCCAACUCUGCGGACCAUCGACAUGUUCACCUUCAGAGGGCCUUCUCAGGUGGGAGACAGACUGCUGCUGAGGGCUAUAGUCAACAACGCCUUCAAAAACAGCAUGGAGGUGGGGGUGCGAGCAGAAGCCGACCAGGAGGAAGGGCCUAACCGACACAUAAACUCUGCCUUCAUGACCUUCGAGGUGCUCGACGCCCACAGGAAGCCAUGUACGUUACCACGGAUACGACCCGAACCCUUGGAAGGGGGGAGGAGGUUUCAAGAGGCCAUAGCCAGGAAGAAGAUCAGACUGGACAGAAAGUACAUCAUUUCCCGCAAGCAGGGCGAGGUCCCUUUGUCUGUGCCCUGGGACCCCAGAAACCAGGUGUAUCUGAGCUAUAACAAUGUUUCUGCUCUGAAGAUGUUGGCUGCUAGAAACAAGUGGCGACUCAGCUCUGAGAAAGACAAGGUUCGUCUUUACACCAUGGAGCAGAAGUCCACGUUGAGUUUCAGGGUGGAGUCAAAGGUGGAUGUUCCUGCUCACAGAGCUUUUUGUCUGCUGGCUGAGCUGAGCAACAGGCCGAGCUGGGACAUACAUUAUCAGAAAUGUGAGCUGAUUCACCAGGUGGACGAUGAUGACUUCCUGUAUCGAGUGGUGACCCCAUCAGUGAGUCACGGUGCAGUAGGUUCCCAGACUUCAGCCCAUCAGGGAGAAGGGAUUCUGCAGGACUUCAUCUUGUUGGCUUCCAAGAGGAAGCCGUGUGGCAGCGGAGAUCCAUACGUCAUCGCACUGCGCUCAGUGUCCCUGCCCACUUACCCUCCCACUGAAGGAUACAAUAGAGGAGAGGUUCUGUGUGCUGGAUUUACCAUACUGGAGACCAGAAACAACAUGUCACUGAUCAGUUACUAUAACCAGGCGUCUCCAGAGGUUCUUCCCUACAUCUCCACAGAUAUCGCCGGCCUCUCUUCCUCGUUCUACCACAACUUCUGCUCCUGCAGCCAAUACUUGACCAGGAACAGACUGCAGUCCGCCUCUGAGGUGCAGACGGGCCAAUACCAGGCCACGAAUACAGACGGUCCCGCCUGUGAUAUUGAAGCUGACAAUCUGUCAGUGGCCCUCCGCAGCACCCAGCUGUAGUCAGUCAGUGGUCCUCCCCAGGCCAGUUUACAAGCGUAGUGAGGUCCUGCUGCUGUUUAUCCAACAUGGUACUAUUAACACUGUCAGUGUCCUCAGUGAACAAAAAGUGAUAUUUACAUUUAAAAAAAGAAUACUUUGUUGAUUUUUGAAAUAACUGUCAAUGCUCACUCUAAAUUCAUUGUUCAUUAUUGUGACACAAAUAAAACAUUGUAAUCUGUGUCACUAAUGGUCAGAUCAUGUUUUUUUUUAUGUUUGCAGAUCUAAGUUAAAUGUUCAUUUGAUUCUAAAUCCAACCAAGUGUGAGGUUUAUAGGAAAUGCGGAGUGCAUUUUUAUAAACACUAACCGAUGAGAGAACUGUCUACAUUUGCUUAGCACAAAGUAACAUCUGUCUUUUGAUUAAAAAAACUUGUUUCAUAAAUAUGAACAAAUAAGCCAGUCCUUGAGCCAGUCCUGUCAUCUAGUCUGCCUGAAGCAAGCCGCCGUACCACGAGGCGCCUCGCUCACCAAUUCCAUGCCUGAACUUACAGGGGUUCCCUCUGAAUACUUGGACUUUAAGGAGGUUUUCAACAAAUCCAAGGCCAUGUCUCUGCCUCCCCCAUGAUUGUGCCAUCGACCUCCAUCCUGGGAUGUUCCCACCUAAGGGGCGCCUUUAUUCCCUGUCUGCUCCUGAAAGAGAGGUGAUGGACAAGUAUAUUAAAGACUCCCUGGCUUCCGGUCUCAUACGGCCCUCGUCCUCUCCCGCAGGUGCUGGAUUUUUCUUCGUGGAGAAGAAGAACAAGACUCUCAGACCGUGCAUCGACUACCGGGGCUUAAAUGAGAUCACGGUUAAGUGCACCACGUUCAGUCCGUGCUUCAACGCCUACUGGAGAACUCCCUGUUCGUGAAGGCGGAGAAGUGCGAGUUUCACGUUCCCACGGUUUCAUUCCUGGGGUAUAUCGUUUCCCAGGGCAGCAUCCAGAUGGACCCCGCUAAGGUUGCUGCCGUCACUACCUGGCCUGUCCCAAACUCCGUCAAGCAGCUUCAAUGUUUCCUGGGGUUUGCCAAUUUCUAUAGGAGGUUCAUCAGGAAUUAUAGCGCUGUCGCUAGCUCACUGCCCUCACCUCCUCAAGGAUUCCUUUCCUGUGGACUCCUGCAGCCGAAGAGGCCUUCCAGAAUCUGAAGUCCAGGUUCACCUCAGCACCCAUCCUCCAAGUCCCGGAUCCGGACAGACAAUUUGUGGUGGAGGUGGAUGCCUCCGACAUAGGGGUUGGGGGUGUCCUGUCCCAGCGCUCGGCCACUGACCAAAAGCUCCAUCCCUGCGACUUUUUCUCGCGUCUGCUUUCCCCCGCCGAGAGAAGCUAUGACAUUGGCAACCGAGAACAACUAGCAGUGAAGCUGGCCCUGGAGGAGUGGUGUCGCUGGUUGGAGGGGACCAAGCUCCCAUUCCUGGUUUGGACCGACCAUAAGGCCCUCGAGUACAUCCGCACGGCCAAGAGACUAAAUUCCCGACAGGCCAGGUGGUCACUAUUCUUCACACGGUUCCACUUCACGCUCUCCUAUCGCCCUGGGUCCCGCAAUGUCAAGCCGGAUGCCCUUUCCCGUCAGUUCUAGGGGGAGGAGGAACUUACCUCUGGCCCCUCGUCCAGCUUCCCUGCCUCCUGCCAAGUAGCCGUCCUCACCUGGGAGAUUGAGGAGUCAGUGAGGGCCGCAACUAGGGGUCAAGCCGGUCCCAGCGCGUGCCCUCCUAACCGCCUGUUCGUCCCUCAGGGCCUGCGGUCCAACAUCCUCCAGUGGGCACACUCCUCGAGACUUACCUGCCACCCGGGCAUCCAGAGGACCCAGGACGUUCUGCGGCAGCGUUUCUGGUGGGUCUUGCUCGACGAGGACACCAGGGAAUUCGUCAACGCCUGCCCAGUGUGCAAUCAACAAAAACCUUCCCACUCAUCUCCCUGCAUGAGGCUCCUUCCUCCGGGCCCAAGGAACCCUACCACCAGACCCCCUCCACACACUGUGGACUCUGACUCUGCGGCCUCGGAGGAGUUCUAACCCUCCUUCGGGCCCCCACCACCCUCCCUUGGGAGACGGUUAUGUUUUGUUUUGGGUUUUUUGGGACUUCUGGAGCUGUCCCUUUGGGGGGGGGGGGGGCUCUGUCACAG